Molecule: messenger RNA, 834 nt
Organism: Caenorhabditis bovis
Lineage: Eukaryota; Metazoa; Nematoda; Chromadorea; Rhabditida; Rhabditidae
Source: the annotation of a GenBank genome assembly
AUGAGCAUUCACACGCGUAGCGGGAUGGAUUAUAGCAGUUUUUUAAAGGCGACCGCUUACAUUGAAGAAUAUCAAAAGCGGCAAAUGAUUCAGGAGAACAAUUCAUCGCCAUCCACUUCGAAUUUUCCGUCCAACACGGAUAUAAAUCAAUUAAUGGCAAAUGUGCGCGAAUUUAUGGCCGAACAACGCAAAUUGAACGAGAAAGUCGAGCAUUUUCUAACAACUCAACAAGCUAUCAAUACGCUUGUUCUCGAUAAAAUGACGAAAUGCAAAUGCAUCGGAAUGGACGCGAUUCCCGAUCAUUUGCGCUCGAAUUUCACGACGGGAACAUUCUGUGAUAUGCCACCGGUGCCGGUAUUCAAUCUAACCAUUCCGCCAAAUUAUCAGAAUGAUGCUCCAUCCUCGCAAAUCGACGUUGAGCUUCUCAAAAUGCAUCAGCUCAUCGAGCAAAAAGAUUCGUCGGAUUCGGUGAAGGUUGAGGUCGAGGAGAAGCCAACAACGUCCAACUUUGAUAAUACUGUUAGCGAUUUAUUAAUAGGAAACGAUAUGAAAUGGAAUCGAUCGAAAAAGAGUUAUAAGUGUUCCGAAUGCGAUAAGGUGUUCCGCGAGAAGCAUGGCUUGAAGCAGCACCAAUUGAUUCAUGAUUCCAGCGGCGCGUUCUUCUGCGAUAUUUGCGGAAAACGGUAUACAAGACAAGAAAGCGUCAACCGACAUAAACGAACGUCGCAGUGUCACAAAAACGUCGUUAUGAAUGAUUCAAACUCGAUGGCUUCUUCGUCUCAUCCAAUGACUAUGAUAUUCAACUCAAACUCAUCGCAAAAUUUUCAAAUGUAA